AAGUGGAGUAUAAAAGAAUUGUAUUGAGAUUAAGAGGACAGCGCAAGCGGGAUACUGGUCGCGAUGGCUCUGAAAGUAUUUUUUUGUUUAUUGAUUGUUGUCCCUUUAAUAAGAGGAGAGGCUGAUUACAUCCAGCCCCCUCAAUCAGAAGUACCGAGAUUAUUAGAAAUAUCCAUAAACUGUGUCAGCGAAACAGGCGUCGAUUCGGACACACUAUUCAAAUUAAUGACGUGGACGUUCAAGAAAACGCCGAACACUAGCAAAUUCAUGUACUGCUUUUUAACAAAAGCUGGCUUCGCAGACAGCGAAGGCCAGUUUGUUAAGGACACAGUUGUCCGCCUCGUUGGCAAUCAUAAACGUAAAGACGAAUUUGCUAAUGUAAUCGAGGAGUGCAAUAAAACACCCGGAAAGGAUAAGUUCGAUCGACUGUACCGUGUAGUCGGUUGUGCUCAUGAUAAGUCGCCAAUACUUUUUUCUAUAUAGUAUCGUGUAUAAUUUCUAUUUAUUCUAUAAUAAAUUCCCUCUGUUGUCAUCGUGU
Molecule: messenger RNA, 538 nt
Organism: Zerene cesonia (dogface butterfly)
Lineage: Eukaryota; Metazoa; Arthropoda; Insecta; Lepidoptera; Pieridae
Exons: 2
Coding region: 64-483 (139 amino acids)
Biological process (GO): sensory perception of smell
Molecular function (GO): odorant binding
Source: RefSeq, a predicted model, not a curated record